Oncorhynchus mykiss (rainbow trout) is the source of this 1124-nucleotide messenger RNA. NCBI's taxonomy places the organism in Eukaryota, Metazoa, Chordata, Actinopteri, Salmoniformes, Salmonidae. The record is from RefSeq and is a predicted model, not a curated record.
AAAAGAUGCAACGCUAGGAAGAGAAAAGCCAGUGACAGCGACACAGACAAAAAAAGUAGAGAGAGGUGUCAUCUGCUGAAAGUGACGAGGAGAAAGAAAAAAAGAAAGUCACUGUCGCUUACAAGUCCACACGGUCAGCGCCCCGUAUAAAGCUAUCAAUCACGUCCCCCUCCCUUCGCUGUGUAUAGAAACCAGAGGGGCCAGAUGACAUGGGAGCAACUGCAAUCUAUGAGUUGGACACAGCAAAGGACAAUGAUGCUCAGGCCAUCUUUGAGAGGAGUCAAAAGAUCCAGGAGGAGCUGACCGGUAAAGAGGAUGAUAAGAUCUACAGAGGAAUGAACAACUACAAAAAGCACAUCAAGCCCAAAGACUCCACCAUGGGAAAUGCAUCCUCUGGCAUGGUCAGGAAGGGCCCAAUCCGGGCCCCAGAGCACCUGAGGGCCACAGUGAGGUGGGACUACCAGCCAGACAUCUGUAAAGACUACAAAGAGACUGGCUUCUGUGGCUUUGGAGACAGCUGCAAGUUCCUCCAUGACCGCUCAGACUACAAACAUGGCUGGCAGAUUGAGAGGGAGCUGGAUGAGGGGCGCUAUGGGGCCAACGAUGAUGAGAACUACGAGGUGAGCAGUGACGAGGAGGACAUGCCCUUCAAAUGCUUCAUCUGCCGAGAGUCCUUUAAGAACCCCGUCAUCACCAAGUGUCGGCACUACUUCUGUGAGACCUGUGCUCUUCAGCACUACCGCAAGUCCCAGCGCUGCUAUGUGUGUAAUGUCCAGACCAACGGCGUCUUCAACCCAGCUAAAGGUUUCUGGGACCAAUCAGACAGGCUAGAAUGUAUUUCCAUUCUAGAGAUCUUGGAGGAGGUACUCAGCUCCAGAAACUCAUGUUCAAUGGCGUGGCGUUUGGCCGGAGCAAGGAGUUUUGGUAGACAGGCAAGAGCUUAUGUACAUCGGAGCUGGCAGCCAAGAUCGCCAAACACCAAGCCAUGCUAGACCAGCCACCCUCUGAUGAAGAAGAUUAGCAACCUACUUUAAAUACAGUACCUAUCCAAUUUCAUCAGUGUCUGUCUCCUCUGUUUCAUUGUAUCAAUGUCAAGCCUUCCGGAAUAAAACUUGAUUUUUAAA